This is a messenger RNA of Pieris brassicae (large cabbage white), 898 nucleotides long. RefSeq lists its product as uncharacterized. NCBI's taxonomy places the organism in Eukaryota, Metazoa, Arthropoda, Insecta, Lepidoptera, Pieridae. Gene Ontology annotation, biological process: inner mitochondrial membrane organization. Gene Ontology annotation, cellular component: MICOS complex. The transcript is spliced from 4 exons. The coding region runs from base 288 to 758 and encodes 156 amino acids. The record is from RefSeq and is a predicted model, not a curated record.
UAAAGUAUUUCUGUCUAGAGCUACUAUUGUGUUCUUAAAUAUUUAUUUUGAUUGCAUUAUUUAUAAUGAUUCUGACCUUUUAAUAGUAUAAAAGACGUUAAAUAAAUGUAAAAACUUUUCUGUUUACAAACAUUGAAACUUGUGGGCGAUUUCAUAAUGCCAUAGAACAUAUUAACAUAUCGCGUAACUUUGUCUACUAUACAUUUAAAUUAUUACUGUUUGAAGCUGCAUGUCAUAAAGCAAACUAUGUUCAGUAAUUUUGUAACAAAAUUUAAAAGAUAUUAAAAAUGGGUCACUUACCCAGUAAGGAUACACGGCGCAUCAGUUUUGAUAAUACAUUUGCUAUGAGCACAGCACUAGCUAUUCCGAAGCAAGCUGAUGAUGAAGUUUUAACCAUUGAUACCCUUGAAACGGACAAAUCCAACGAAUUUUAUUACAAAGAGAAUUCGAGACCCAUCGAAGUAUAUGAUAACGAACAUGACUAUUGGGUGCAACGAAUUGAGUAUCUUAAAAAUGAACAUCAACUAAUAAAUAAAAUUGUGGAGUCGGAAUAUGAAAAAACUGUCGAGAAUACAAAAAAUCUAUUUGAUCCGCCGAAAAUAACUAUUGAAAAAAUACAAAAAAUUAGACCGUGCUAUGAUUGGCGCUCUAAGAUGCUAAAAUGCUAUGAAGAUAACCCUCAUCAACCUUUACUGUGUGCAGCAACUGUACAAGCGUUUACGAAUUGUGUUACAUCGUGCCAAAUGGAGGAACAAUAAUUUAUCCAGGCAUCCCUUAUUUUUAAAAAAAUAUAAAGUUAUAUUUUACAUUGAAUAGUAAAAACAAUAAAAACUACAGCUUUAUUGUAGUGAUCUUAAAAUCCCUGAAUUUUAGUGUUAAUUUAAUAUAAAAGUAAUAA